ACACGAAAUUAUUUCGCGAUGGAACUCUGAACGCAACGGUUGUGUCCGCGCAUCUCGUUUCUGUUUUACUAUCCGCCGCAGUCGCUGUUUUCGUGGUUUAUUUAUCGCGCUAAGUAAAUUCAAGCAACUAGCAAAAAAAGCAUCCAACAUUGUACAACAAUUGUGCCUCCCAUUAGUAAAAAAAAAGAAUUAUAAGAAAAAACCAAGAAAAAGUGUCUGGGAAUUUAUAUUCCUACCCAAAAAAAAAAGAAUUGCUAGAUGGAUUGUGCGUGUCGUUUAAUUGAUUUCAAGGAUUGCCAAAUGGCAAAAGUAAAUUGAAACUGUCGUCGUUGUCGUCGUGGUCCGGGGAUUAAAAGUGCAGAUUAUAACACGCAGAAGGAGAAGAGCUCCCAUCCGGUGUGCACUCCUCAUCGUUAUUGUGGCCGCAGUGUCACGUCUGGCAAAGAGAUUCGGCUUAAAUUUAAUUAAACCCAAAGAGGAGUUUAAAAAAUAAAAAAAAAAAACAAAAGGUUCAAGUGAUUGCCCCUCUAAAAAAAAACAGUGAAGUUUCUUAUUAUUUGUCCGGCAGACAUCGGCCGGAAAGUGUUGCUAAUACAAAAAAGUAGCAACUACAACAAUUAUCGCAGAUCCGGGCGCUAGAAAGAUGGUGGUUUUGGAAACUGCCAGCGCCCUAUUGGGUGGGCCCUACGCUCAAGGCGCUCCCGCCUUGAAAAUGGUGCAAAAACGCUACAUUGGAUUACAUCAGUGGCUGGGACCAAUUCGCACCAAAGAGUUAAAGGAGCAUAUUGUAGGUGACAAUGUAAGUCCGUCUCGUCCUUUCAACAAUCGAUCUUGAACAAGAAACCGCCAUGAAAAAAGGACGACAAAGUGAAGCCGCAGAAGAGUCCGCAUAAUUAUUUUCCGAUUCAAUCAGGGGGCUUUAGGCUUUAAGCUGCCAUGCAGGCAGCAGAAUAAAAAUGGAAAAGGACGAAUGGUGGCCGUAGGAGCUGGCGUUGCUAAGCCAUAUUGAGCGGGAUUAGGCGCUAACUGCUAAAAUGUGAUUACAUCCUAGAGCCACAAAAUGUCCGCCAUAAAUUAAUCAACAGAGGGAAAAAUCCCCCUAAAGAAAAUUAGGACCGAAGACAGAGUUUUCCGGUUUUCAAUUUCGCCCCCAAAAAUAUUUGAACUAAUUCAAAUGUUUUUCGGCAACAUUUUCUCCACUGGAAAACCGAAACAGGAACAGAGUGAAAAUCUCAUCAAGCUUCGCUUCCCUGGCGCCAUUUUUUAAGCCACAAAUGGCAUUUAAUUCACUUUCAACGCUUUUGGACUUGAGCCUGCCACCUGACCGUUGUCUUUCUUCCCUUCUUCCCCUCAUCCUAUUCCCCAUCGUCCUGUGCGUAAUUCUUAUUAUUUACUUUAUUAAUUUAAGUGUUUUGGCCCCAAGGCUUGGCUGGGCAAGUCCUUCACGUCCAUCCUCCUGAGUUCCACCGCUUUUCCCCCUUCCUGUUUCUGUUCCCCCUGCUUUUUGUUCUGCUUCUGCCUUGUUAUGAGGGCAGUAAAUAAUUUUUUCGGGACCAGAGCUGCUCAUCAUUUUAUUCUAUUAAAGCCAAAUAUUUACACAGGCAGAACUUCCACCGCUACAGGCAAAUGACCAACAGGAAAAAUAGCUAAAGGUGAAACCAAGGUAGGGAGGGAUACACUGAAAAAACGUCUUUCGAAAUAAUUAUAACUUUACUUUAAAAAUCAGUUAUAAAUUUGGUUAAUAAAAAAUAAAAGUGUAAGGUGGAAAAAUAUUCUUUCGGGUUUAGAGUGCUUAACGCCGUUCAGCGCUGAGAAUAUUAUAAAAAACUUUAAAUUUAAAAAUCAGUCUUAAGUUUACAUUUCCCGCUUUAAGAUCAUUUUUUCCUUAACUUUAAAAAUCCAUUGUAAAAUCUAAAAUUAUUAUGGGAAAAUAAGCAAACAGACAUGAAAAUGUAGGGUUGGGAAAUUAAUAAAAAGAAGUGUAGGGUGGGAAAAUGUUAUAUUAGUCUUAUAGUGUUAUAAGGUCCGUUUAAGACACCUUUUUUUCUUUAGUGAUGAGGAUAUUCGGUGCGUUGUUUCCGUUUCAGCUGGGUGCGUUUGAGGGCAGGAUGACAAUGGUCGCACAGAGGACCAGACCAGGACUCUUAUGUGCAGGACACUCCCUAGGGUUUAUUAGAAGUAAUGACAUGCAGCUUGUUAGCCGCAGUAGUGAAUAGGUGGGUUGGUUGAACGAAUGGGAAGCGAAUGUCGGACAUAGUUAUUAACAGGAAUAUUGCUGCCCCAAGGACGGCACAUGCCGCAUCUCCACUAACUACUGACUGCAGGUGAAACCGGUCGGGCCGUCUUCCUCCAAGUCCCGAGUAAAUUAAACAUAGCUGCCGCCCAUAAACCAAACCAAAUCAAAGCUCGGUUACCAAUUCAGGGAGGAAAAUUCUGCUGGCAAAGCUUUGCUACUUACAAAACUAUGAAUGAAAUAAAGUUUUCGUUUGGUUUUAGUUUAAAAAGUUCCAAAAAAUGUAAUGAGAAAACACUGAAAUUGUUAUGAAAUUCUUAAUUUAAUGAAGUUUAACUGUUUUACUCAUUUAUUCAAUUUUGAAUAAAAUACAUAUUUAACAUAAGAAAUCUUAGAAUUUUAAAGCCUGUGCUUUAACUUUAAAAAUUAAAUAACAAAAAUUUUAAAUUAUUCAUUAAAAUGUUUCAUAUUCCCUCUCGUUCAUCAUGUUUAUUUUAAUUGCCAUGAAAAGUUCUAUUUACAUUUGAACACCCCCUGGGAACUUACUUCCACCAUCUAUUUGCCUCGCAUUUCAUUUAAUUAUUUGGCUCUUUUGUUGUUACCGUCGUCGCUUUUCCGGGUGCGCAAUGAACCAAAUGGCAGUGAAAAAGGUGAGUGAAGAAAUUGCUGCGGGUCCCUUGCAAAUAUAUGCCAUGUAGCCCCGUAGCCUUAGUCCUCUUGGUUUGGGGAAAGCCCACAUUAAACGCUUCUCACUUCCUGCACACACAAGACGAGGGCGGGCAAACAAAGAAAAAGCAUUUUGUUUGUCAAAUGUUUGUCAUUUGUAAAUGUCAAACGGCGGUCGAGCAUAUUUUGCAUAUAUACUCGUAUGCCAGUUGGAACUCCAUGUCUAUCUGCCUGUGGACCAUCCACACAGAUGCAAAGUCAGUUUAAAAAUGUUCUUUCAAGUUUUUAGCCCGCAUUUCUUAGCCGGCACAAAGCAGAACACAUUUUGGGUUUUAAGUUGGUAGGGAAUCAUGGGCUAAAAUGGUGAAGCGUCUCCAUCUCCCUUCAAAUUAUGAGACAUAUUUUUCGUGGGUUUGUUUCCUCUCCUCUUUCCGCUUAGUAAUCUGACAUUUAAAUAUUUACUUGCGUCAACUUGUGACAUUUUACUCAUUAUAACAGGAGAGACUGGAAUUGGGGAUGGGGUUUUUGGGGCUUUGCCGCUUAGAUUCCAUCGUCUGUGGAAAAACUUUUGUCAUGCAUUUUCAUAUUCAUAAGCUUUGGUAUAAUUUUGACAGUUUUACUUCGUGGCGGAGAAUGUUUAGAUUUAUUUCCGCACUUUAGCUAGUUGGAAGAGAAGAGAUGUUCAAGUUGAUUGGAGUUUCCGCUCAAGAACGCGAUGGAAACUGAGGAAAUGUGGGUGGUAGGUUAAGGCAAAUGAGGAAAAGUGGCUGCUUUACUGUUGUGGGCUUAUUCAUUUAUCAAUGCUUCCGGUGGAUCAUUGUUCUUGCUCGUCUGCUGAUACGCCUUGACUGAGUGCUGUCUGUCUUUCUGCUUUCUCCCAGCCCACUUUCUCCAACUCCCCAGUCACUUCCGGCCCACCCCCCUUCCUCCCCGCUUCCUGUCUGUUGUCAUUGGGCUUGGGGGCAGGUAUAAAUGCUGUUGUAAAUGUAUUUUUAAAUGUAAUAAGAUUAUUACGCAAUUAGUAUAACUUUUUGAAUGCCUCCCAGAAAGCGGGAAAGAGGGGGGUAAAAGUUGAGAGGAAAAUGAAGAAAAUUUAAGGGGCGGGUUUUCAUUUGCCUGCGGGCAGGCUUUUAACUGCCUGGAUUUAAUUGCUAAUUUAUUUUCUCGUUGCUUCUGUAAUUAUGUGUUUUGGUUUGAGGUUCUCUUCAGAGGACUUGCAUUAGGAGUAGUCAAUGACUAGAAAGUAACAUUUAUGGCGAAUAUGGGAACGUUAUAAAGAUUUUAAAAUACUUUAAAGGGAACAGAUUUGAAAAAAGUUAAUAAAAAUAUUAAACGUGGGUAAAGUAUUCAUAUUUAAAUGUCUUAAAGUCAAUUCACCAGUUUACUCUCAUUUUGCCAACUACAAAUUUAUACAGUUUUGUGCCAUGUUAAGCAAAACGGCUCGUCUAGCACAAAGCCUUAAUUAAUUAAAAA
Drosophila elegans is the source of this 4372-nucleotide messenger RNA. RefSeq lists its product as uncharacterized. The coding region runs from base 644 to 835 and encodes 63 amino acids. The transcript is spliced from 3 exons. The record is from RefSeq and is a predicted model, not a curated record. NCBI's taxonomy places the organism in Eukaryota, Metazoa, Arthropoda, Insecta, Diptera, Drosophilidae.